AUGCGGAGCGCCCUGGCCGCCGCUCGCCUCAUGGCUGCCGCCGUCAGCAGCGGCAGCGCGGCCGGGCCCGGCCCCCAGCGGCCUCGGCCCGGGGCCGUGCCGCUGAUCGGCACUCACGAUGGCACCUUCCACUGCGACGAGGUGCUGGCGUGCUUCCUGCUGCGCCAGCUGCCCCGCUACCGGCCUCAACCCCUAGCACCACAGGACGCGGAGGUGGUUCGCACCCGGGACCCCGAAAUCCUGGCCCAGUGCGACGUGGUGGUGGACGUGGGGGGCGAGUACGACCCCGAGCGGCAGCGCUACGACCACCACCAGAGGUCCUUCUCGGAGUCCAUGAGCAGCCUGCGGCCUGGCAAGCCCUGGGGCACGAAGCUGAGCAGUGCUGGGUUGGUUUAUUGCCACCUGGGGGGCCAGGUGCUGGCAGAGCUCCUGGGGGAGCCAGAGGACAGCCCCACGGUGACAGAGCUCUAUGACCAGCUGUAUGAGAGCUUUGUGCAGGAGAUUGAUGCCAUUGACAAUGGAGUGGCCCUGGGGGAGGGGCAGCCCUGCCGUGCCCUCACCACCACCCUGAGUGCCAGGGUUGGACGUCUGAACCCCCUCUGGAACGACCCCCAGCCCGACCCCGAGGGCUGCUUCCAGCAGGCCACAGCGCUGGUGGGGGGCGAGUUCCUGGCCCUGCUGGGCUACCUGCGGCAGGCCUGGCUGCCGGCCCGCGGCCUGCUGGAGGAGGCCAUCGCCAACCGCUUCCAGGUGGAUGGCAGUGGGGUGGUGCUGGAGCUGCCCCAGGGGGGGUGCCCCUGGCAGCAGCAUCUCUUCAGGCUGGAGCAGGAGCUGGCACUGCCCAGGCCGCUGCUGCUGCUGCUCUACCCCGACCAGGCCGGGCAGUGGCGGCUGCAGAGCGUGCCCAGGGAGCCCGGGGGCUUCCAGAGCAGGCUGCCCCUGCCCGAGCCCUGGCGCGGGCUGCGGGGCCAGGCCCUGGCGCGGCGAGCAGGGAUCCCAGGCUGCGUCUUCGUCCACGCCAGCGGCUUCACCGGGGGGCACCAGAGCCGGGAGGGGGCCCUGCAGAUGGCCAGGAGGACUCUGGAGCUCCAGGAGGGGGCAAAGAGUGGCUGA
Messenger RNA from Dryobates pubescens (Downy woodpecker), 1113 nucleotides. RefSeq names its product MYG1 exonuclease (gene MYG1). Gene Ontology annotation, cellular component: nucleus; cytoplasm. Lineage: Eukaryota; Metazoa; Chordata; Aves; Piciformes; Picidae. The record is from RefSeq and is a predicted model, not a curated record.